Molecule: messenger RNA, 1980 nt
Organism: Danio rerio (zebrafish)
Lineage: Eukaryota; Metazoa; Chordata; Actinopteri; Cypriniformes; Danionidae
Source: RefSeq, a predicted model, not a curated record
AUCGGAUUACCUGCUUCUUGCCAUAAAUAUAGGUAUAUGCUAUAUGCAGUAUGACGACCCUGUAUUUUUACCAUUUACCAUUUUAAUCAUCACACAUGGCUGAAGGCUAGCAAAACCAUUAGCCCAGAUACGAAAGCAGGAGGAAGAGGGUUGUUCACACAGCUCACAGGAUAGAGCUUGAUGGAAAACAGGUUUGACUUGGGUGUAACAUUCAACAAGUGAAACAUUCAGUGUUACUUUCACACAGCAUUUCUCUACGGAACUUAAGGUCUUCAUCUUCAAGCAUGAAUAAACACAAAGUCAGAGAUGUCACUGUGAACACCCUGACUUCUAACUUGCCAGAAGACAAAAGGAAGCAGCUCUGUGCUUUGCUUGGCGAUGUGGAUCUGACUCUUCUCUAUAAGGCUUCUGUUCAUGGAUAUAACGCUUCUGCCUUUCAUCAGAGAUGUGACCGUCAGGGUCCAACUUUACUUGUCGCCUACAACAGUUCAGGCUACAUCUUUGGUGGAUACACUAGUGUAGAUUUCACUCAAAGCGGGCAGUAUAUUGCUGAUGAGGACAUAUUCUUAUUCUGCUUUCAGGGCAAGAUCCCUGUGUGUAUGAAACUUAACAGUGGGUAUAAUGCUCGUCUUGAUGACACUGGCGUACCCAGCUUUGGCCAACAGUUGUACUUUUGCUACAACAACCAACCAAUGGUGUAUAAUCAAGGUGUGAGUGCAUUUACUGUUAACACUGCAAUAAUGUAUGGGAACGACACUCAGCUGAGUGAAUGUGAGGUGUACAAAGUGGAGCAGAGCACCCAAGUCAAAUUUGAGGUGAAACCUUGGAGGAGUGUUCUGUGGACAGCUGAACGAAGAGAGGAGCUCAUGGAAAUGAUCAGGAAUUAUAAACCCCUGACAUCUUCUGUCAGCCAUAUUCGAAUCCUGAUGAUUGGUCCUGUUGGUGCUGGAAAAUCCAGUUUCUUCAACUCUAUAAACUCCAUCUUUAUGGGUCGCAUAACCAGCAAAGCCAUGUCAGGAUCUGCAGGCACCAGUCUGACCACACAGUUUCGCACUUACCCAAUAAAAGACGGUCGUGAAGGAAAGCCAUUGCCGUUUGUGUUGUGUGACACCAUGGGCCUCGAGGAGCAAUCAGGAGCAGGACUGGACAUUGAGGACAUCAGCAGCAUUCUUCAAGGACAAAUACCAGACCGCUAUAAAUUCAAUCCCGUCACAUCGUUUCAACCUGAUGAGCAAAAGUCCUCCAGACCUGCGUCUCUACAGGAGAAGAUCCACUGUGUGGUGUACGUGAUCGACGCCACCAAAAUCUCCCUCAUGUCUGAGAAACUAGAGGAAAAACUGUCUGCCAUACGCAGAAAAGUCAACUCACUGGGCAUUGCUCAGAUUGUCUUGAUGACAAAAGUAGAUGAAGCUUGUCCACUAGUGGAUGAAGACCUACAAAGCCUUUACCUCAGUUCCUACAUCAAGACGAAGGUGCAGGAGGUGAGCUCUCGGUUGGGUGUGCCGGUGUCUUGUGUUUUACCGGUGAAGAACUACAGUCAGGAGCUGGAGCUGGAGCUGAACUGUGAUGUCCUGCUUCUCACCGCUCUACAGCAGAUGCUCAACUUCGCUGAAGACUAUCUGGAUGAUGUUGCUCCUAAAUAAAGAAAAGCUGUUUUUAUUUUCUCAAUACUUUGUGCUAUAUAUGAUUUAAUCUUGAGACUAAAAAAGUCAUGAAAAUAUGCAGAAUAGUGCUACCUUGUCAGUAGUGAAUUUUCAUGCAGUUUAUAGUAUAUUAUUUUCCUUGGUAUGCAUUUAUACUAGUUAAACCACCUAUCAACUUUAAAAUUGGCCAAUGGUGAGUUUGUGGUACAAACAGUAGGAUUUAUAAAAUUUUCUCGGUUAACAAGAAAACAAAUUUCUUUAGAAUAUAUUGAAACUUUCAACACAUACCUUUUACAUAUAGAGCCUUAUAGCUAUUAAAUAAACUGAGUAAGGUACU